This is a messenger RNA of Cyprinus carpio (common carp), 1965 nucleotides long. Its product is annotated as protocadherin beta-15-like. The transcript has a single exon. The coding region runs from base 595 to 1950 and encodes 451 amino acids. Lineage: Eukaryota; Metazoa; Chordata; Actinopteri; Cypriniformes; Cyprinidae. The record is from RefSeq and is a predicted model, not a curated record.
UGUGAAAACUACCACAAGAUCGCAUAAUAUGUCUGGCAAACUGGAUAUCGUGAUUUUUAGAUUUUAAGAUGUCAUUCCAAGACUACAGUUGGUUGUACUCAAAGGUAGACUUUGAUGCAUUUAAACUUAUUGUCUGGGAUGUAGAAUACAUUUUCGUGCCACGGGCAAACUACGAAGUAUCUUGUAAAUGUGAAUUUUUAGCUUCUUCUCUUUUCAUAUCCUACAAGUAUGUUUUAAACUACAAGUAUGCUAUUUUAUGUGCAUCGUAAGUGUUAUAUCCAAGUUGUACAUGUCAGAGCGGGCAUGCGAGUUUCUGCAGUUUCAUAAUUGAACUCUUCGUGUCGCUGUUCACCAGUGCAAUCUUUGACGUUCAUGUUGUUUCUCUUCAUCCUGUUCAUGAUGUCAUAUAUUGAGAUCUGACCUCCCAGCUCGCUGUAAAUCGUCGACGGUGAGCGGUGCAUUCCUCUGUUGUCCUCUUAUAUCGACCAUAAACUAAAUUCAGUAAUUUCAUCUGGAUUUACAUGCUGAAAACUUCAAUACCGUUUUUGUUGAUUUUCAUAUAGAUAGAUCAAAACCUUACGCGUUGCUGCUGAGAUGUUUGGGUUUUUGUUCUUCGUGCUGAUGGCGCGCACCGCUUAUGGAGACGUGAGCUAUUCUUUCCCGGAGGAGAUGAAACGCGGAUCUGUGAUUGGAAAUAUAGCAAAGGAUUUCGGACUCGAUGUAAAGAGUCUAUCAAGUCGUGAUGCACGAAUUGAUAAUGAAGGUAACAGAAAACGGUACUGUGACAUUAAUACUAAUACCGGAGAACUGAUCGUUGCGGAGAAAAUCGACAGAGAGGAGAUUUGUGGGAAGAAAGCUUCAUGUGUUAUUAAACAGGAGCUAGUGCUAGAAAAUCCGUUGGAGCUUCAUCGAUUUAUUCUUAAUAUUCAGGACAUAAAUGAUAAUUUGCCACAGUUCAAACUAAAUAUAAUCAAAUUUGAAAUAAGUGAAUCAGCAGACAAAGGAUCCCGCUAUUUAUUAGAUGAGGCCCACGACGCGGAUAUUGGUGUGAAUUCAGUGCAGUCAUAUACAAUAGAAAACAACGAACAUUUUCUUCUUAGUGUUCUUACGGGGGUAAAUGGAGUAAAAUAUGGAGAGCUGGUUAUUGACAAGGAGUUGGAUCGUGAGAAGGAAAAUGAAGUAGCAUUCAUUCUCACUGCGGUAGACGGCGGGACUCCACCGAGAUCAGGUACUGUAGUCAUACACGUCACUGUGCUGGAUGCUAAUGAUAAUGCUCCAGUCUUUAGUCAGGCCGUCUAUAAAAUCAGUCUGCCUGAAAAUUCUCCUCUAGAUACUGUAGUGGUGACAGUGAGCGCUACUGAUGCUGACGAGGGACAAAAUGGAGAAGUGACAUAUGAGUUCAGUCAUUUAUCAGAAAGUCUUUUGGAAAUAUUUGAUCUCGAUGCAGUGUCUGGUAAACUUAAACUAACAGGUAUCAUAGAUUAUGAGGAGGAGAGUACAAUUGAAUUGCCGAUUCAAGCUAAAGAUAGUCAAGGUCUAGCAGGUCGAUGCAUUGUAUUAAUUGAUGUUAUUGAUGUCAAUGAUAACGCCCCUACCAUAAUGACUAAAUCUGUUAAAAUCUCCGUUCCUGAGAAUGCGUUACCCGGUACAGAGGUUGGCAUCAUUAAUGUGCAGGACAGAGACUCUGAUAAUAACGGACAGGUGCGCUGCUCAAUUCAGCAAAACGUCCCAUUUAAACUCGUACCUUCAAUCAAAAAUUACUAUUCUCUGGUGACCACAGGUGAAUUAGACCGCGAGAUGCUCUCAGAUUAUAAUAUUACAAUUACUGCUACUGAUGACGGCUCUCCGCCUUUAUCUUCCACUAAGAAUAUUCACCUGACUGUAGCUGACGUGAAUGAUAAUCCACCUGUAUUUCAGGAGCAGAGUUACAGAGCUCAUGUAAGAAAAUAACAAACCGGGCUCCUC